CCAAGCCAUUAGGCACCAAGCAUCACUUCCUCGGUCACGCUUCAUUUGAAAACAUUCGAAACGAAACCUCCAAAACAGAAAUUCCCUCCCCCCUCUACACACAAAAAAAAAUCAAGCCGCCUUCCUUCUUCCACUCAGUAUAGCGCCAAACGAGAGAGAAAGAGAGGAGACGGGAGAAGGAACGCGGCCGCGAAGGGACGCAGGAAACGCCUCGACAUUGCGAACGCGGCCAGACGUCGUCGGCUCGGCGAGUGAGAGCGACGCCCGGAAUCGCGGCGCACUUUUUCACCUUAAUUAAUUCGCAAUUCCAGAUAUUUUGAGAGGGGCCAGGCAUCAUUCAUUACUUUCACCUGACAAGGACUUGAACUGGUAUGAAGAAAGCUACAUUUUGGCGACAGCAAGUUCACUGUCAGUAUGGAGGAUCCCCAGUACUUGCACAAAGAUAAUAAGAUUAAUGAGCCUAUUGUGGAAGUGCAACAAAUAGCAUCCCACAAUGUUAUGUGGAUGCAGCCAACUGAAAAACCAUAUGAAUGUGAAGAGUGUGGUAAAAGGUUUGCACAAGAAAGUCAUCUGAAUAACCACUUGGUUUGGCAUAGGAAGGAGAAGAAGUUUGAGUGUGGAAUCUGCAGCAAGAGGUUUACCAUGGAAAGUCAUCUUGACAGUCACAUGAUAGUGCAUAGCGCUGAGAAGAAUUUUAAGUGUCAAGUUUGUGAAAAAUGCUUCACAAUGGAGAGCCACUUGAAUGGUCACAUGCUUGUUCACACAGAGGAAAAGAACUUUGAAUGUGACAUCUGUCAUAAAGCAUUUAUCAUGGAGAAUCACCUUAGAAGUCAUAAACUUGUACAUAUCAAGGAAAAGAAGUUUGAAUGCAUGAAGUGUGGCAAGCGCUUUGGGCAAAGAAGUCACCUGAACAGUCACAUGCAUUCGCACAAUGUUGAAAAACGUUUUGAAUGUGGAGUCUGCGGUAAACGUUUUGCUCUAGAGAUUCAUCUCACAAGCCAUGUGCUUGUCCAUAGCAUGGAAAAGAAGUUUGAAUGCGAUGUGUGUGGGAAGAGAUUCAUGAUGGAGAUUCAUCUUAAUAGCCAUCGCCAGGUACACAGUGUUGAGAAGAAGUUUGAGUGCCUUGUUUGUGGCAAGCGGUUCUCAAUGGAAAGUCACUUGAACAGCCAUAUGAUUGUUCACAGUGAAAAGAGAUUUGAAUGCGAGGUCUGUCGCAAACGUUUUACAAGGAAGGCCCACCUAAAUAGCCACAGGUUUGUGCAUAGUGAAGAAAAGAGGUUUGAGUGUCAUGUAUGCCAUAAGCGAUUCACACAAGAAAGCCACCUAAGCAGUCAUAUGUUUGUCCACAAUGAAGAAAAAAAGUACGAAUGCGAGGAAUGUGGCAAAAAGUUUAUCCAGGAAAUUCAUCUCAACAGUCAUAGAUUCAUACACAGUGAAGAAAAAAAGCUGGAGGCAAGUGAGUGGGGGAAAAGAUUACCAGAUGGCCAGCUCAAUGGCAAUGGUGCACAUGACAUGAUGAAGAGGUUUGCAUGUGAUGAGUGUGGCAAAAGGUUCUCUCAACUGAGUCACCUCAACAGCCACAGGUUUGUACACACGGAGCAGAAGAUCUAUGGUUGCGAGGAAUGUGGUAAAAGGUUUAGACAAGAAAGCCACCUGAAUAGCCACAUGUUUGUGCAUAGUCAGAAGAAGAGGUUUGAAUGCAUGGAAUGUGGAAAGAGAUUUACGCAGGAGAGCCACCUCAAUAGCCACCGAUUUGUCCACAGUGAGAGAAAAGGAAUGGAUUACACAGAAUACACAAAGCAGUAUCCAUUGCCACAGAAGGCUGUCACCAACAAUCAUGCUGUUGCUGCUGCAGCUGCUGCAGCUGUAGAUAAGAAGACUCAUGAAUAUUUAGAGACCAUGAAGAACUUCCCUCAACAAGCAUAUCAGCCAACAUAUGCUUAUGCACAGUGGGAGCAAGUAAGAACCCUAUGGACAAUGUAGCCAGGACAUGAAAUAAUGGUUUUAAAUUUGUAAGAGAGAUGACUACUGAAAAGAAAUUUGAGCCUGCCACCAUUAUGAACUAUUUGUAAAGUAGAAUCAAAUAUUAGCACACAAAGUCAACUUUUCCCAAUAGAACAUUGUGAUAUAGCACAUUGCUUAUGAACUCUUCCUUCAGUCAAUAUCAGAAUGCUUUGUUCUGUGUUGAAAAGGGGCCUUAAAAUGUUUCUCUUCUGCUGUAUUAUUUUUUAGAUACAGUACCUCCUGAAAACUGUAGAAUGACAAGGUCUCGACAUCUUUCAUCAGAUGUAAAUAUAAUGGUGCUUUUGAUGGACAUUUUGAUUUGAAGUGUUGAAGAAAUUCAUUCAUAAGUAGGAUGAUAUUGCAUUUAAUGCAUUAGUGAUCUUUCCACAUAAAUGAAUGACUUUCAUGGUGGCCAAAGGGCCAGUUUUUAUGGCCAAUAUAAUGGUUUACUGGUUUUUUAAGUUACUAUGUAGUUGAUAAUGUGUUUUGUCCAAAAAAAUGUGACUGAUCAGCAAGCACCAUAAGUGAUUUUGGUCUAAUUAUUUAUUUUACUUUUAAUUAAAUAUCUGUGUUAUUUCUCAAAUUAUAGUGUGUGAUAGACAACAUGUGUUGUAGCAUAUAUUCACAAUUUCCCUGUCAUUGAGGUGAUGAAAGAUGUACUGUAGUUAAAGAGAAAAUGCAUUCAUAUCAUCACCUGUGCAAUUGAUAGGUUCAAUGUUCCAGGAGCUUUCCCUAAUUUGCAGUCAUGGUAGAUGUCUGAUUGCAAUUAAAUACAAGGAAUGCUUGUGUUUAGAACUUUUUAUAUUGAUUUGUAGCAUUUUCCAAGUAUAUCUUGAGCUAUGCAUCAACUUGUUCUGUUGCACAUGUAUAAGAACUAGUAAUUUCAGAGUGAAUCAUAAGAGAUCAAAGUGCCAAUUUAAUUUUGUAAAUUGAAAAUCCCCAAAGAAGGUCCGGCACUAGUUGUUUAGAUUGUAUUGAAUUCACAAAUAUUUUCUUGGAUGUGAAUUCAGAUUGUAAAAAUUUGGCUCGUAGUUAGUGAUUAUCAAGGCAUCGUGAAACAGCAGUUGCUUGUUUGUGUGAGUAAGUUCAUUUGAAAUUUGAAAUAAAAUCUUUAUUGUUAUCAGCAUCAGGUGUUCUGUUUUGUUUUGAGAAAGGAUGGAUAGAUGGUGAAAUAUGUAACAAAAAAGAAAUAGUAGAAGACUGAUUUUAAUUGUGUUGUACGUGUAGGAAACGUUAGUGAGAAUCUUCACAUAGGUUAAAUGAGUUGAAUGUACAUUUCUCUCCCUCCCUCCCUCCCUCCCUCCCUCCCUCCCUCCCUCCCUCCCUCCUCUCUCCCUCCUUCCUCCCUCCCUCCC
Molecule: messenger RNA, 3359 nt
Organism: Penaeus chinensis
Lineage: Eukaryota; Metazoa; Arthropoda; Malacostraca; Decapoda; Penaeidae
Product: zinc finger protein 665-like
Exons: 2
Coding region: 415-1983 (522 amino acids)
Source: RefSeq, a predicted model, not a curated record